AUGAUGUAUAAAAGAAAGCCGUAUAGUCUCGUCAUAGUGAUAGUGGUGAUAUACUUAGUGUAUUUGUUUGUGAGUACCAUCAGAUAUCCACAGCAUCAAACGGCCACCGAACACCAAAGCUCCAAGCUAAAAACAGCAGUUGACACGGAGAAGAAUACCAAUUUUCUUAAGCAGGGCUCUGGACUCCACCCCACUUUGAAGCUGAAGCUUGAAGAUGAGGCCACAGUGAGACAACAACUCUCCUUCCAAUAUCCUUAUGACUCCAAGAAGCCAUUCCCCAAAAGAGUAUGGCAGACGUGGAAGGUUAAGCUUGAAGACGAACACUUCCCAGCGAACUAUAAGAGAUUCCAUCAGCAAUGGGUCAAUUUGAACCCGGACUAUUAUGUGAAUGUCGUGUCGGACGAUGAAUGCUCUGAGUUGGUCAAGACUUUAUAUCGAGGUGUCCCUGAUGUCGCUCGGGCAUAUAACAUAAUGCCCAAAUCGAUUCUUAAGGCCGAUUUCUUUAGAUACUUGAUCUUAUUUGCUCGAGGCGGAGUUUAUUCAGACAUCGACACUCAAGGCUUAAAGCCUGUCAACGACUGGCUAUCCAUGAACAAAACCAUUUACGGUGAUGUCAAUAAAGUAGGCUUAGUGGUAGGCAUCGAAGCCGAUCCUGAUAGACCUGAUUGGGCCGAAUGGUAUGCCCGGAGAAUCCAAUUCUGUCAAUGGACCAUGCAAUCGAAAGUCGGUCACCCCAUGCUUCGAGAAUUGAUUGCUAACAUCACAGACCAGACUCUUUUAAGAGAGAAGAAUCAUCAACUAAAAAAAGUGUUGGGUAAAGAUGAAGGAGGAGACAUUAUGAACUGGACAGGACCAGGGAUUUGGACAGACAAAGUGUUUGAAUAUAUGAAUAACGUCAUGCAACAACCAGACAACUUUAAGACCAGGAAAUACGACGAUAUCAUCACGUGGAAAAUAUUUACAGGAACUUCCAAGGCAAUAGUUGUUAGUGACGUUUUAGUUCUUCCUAUUACGUCAUUCAGUCCUGGGGUUGGUCAAAUGGGAGCAGGGCACAUAUCUCAUCCUAUGGCUUAUUCACAGCAUAUGUUCCUGGGUAGUUGGAAACCUGAACUGGAAAGAUGA
This is a messenger RNA of Lizanozyma spartinae, 1122 nucleotides long. It is a transcript of the gene OCH1, whose product is annotated as Och1p. The record is from RefSeq and is a predicted model, not a curated record. Lineage: Eukaryota; Fungi; Ascomycota; Pichiomycetes; Serinales; Debaryomycetaceae. Gene Ontology annotation, molecular function: alpha-1,6-mannosyltransferase activity. Gene Ontology annotation, biological process: protein N-linked glycosylation. Bases 1 to 1122 code for a protein of 373 amino acids. The transcript has a single exon. Gene Ontology annotation, cellular component: mannan polymerase complex.